Molecule: messenger RNA, 1377 nt
Organism: Amphimedon queenslandica
Lineage: Eukaryota; Metazoa; Porifera; Demospongiae; Haplosclerida; Niphatidae
Product: V-type proton ATPase subunit d-like
Exons: 8
Coding region: 31-1089 (352 amino acids)
Biological process (GO): proton transmembrane transport
Cellular component (GO): proton-transporting V-type ATPase, V0 domain
Molecular function (GO): proton-transporting ATPase activity, rotational mechanism
Source: RefSeq, a predicted model, not a curated record
ACAUGACCAUUGAAACAGAUCAGAAGAAAGAUGGGCAACAACUUUUCAGAGUAUACCUUUAACGUGGGCCAUGGAUACUUGGAAGGGCUCCUCCGAGGCUUCAGAUCUGGGAUACUGGACAGGACUGACUACCUCAAUCUUGUUCAGUGUGAGACCAUUGAAGAUCUAAAGAUGCAGCUAGCUGCUACUGAUUACGGUAAUUUUCUACAGAGUGAGCCCUCACCUAUACCAGUAACAGUGCUUGAUGAGAAGCUCAAGAAUCAUUUGGUGAUACAGUUCCGAUACAUAAGGGCCCAUUCAGUUGAACCUCUCUCCACCUUUCUUGAUUACAUAACUUACAGUUAUAUGAUUGAUAAUAUUAUUCUCCUCAUUACGGGUACUCUCCAUCAAAGACAAAUAGCAGAACUACGUGCAAAAUGUCAUCCACUUGGCUCUUUUGAGGAAAUGGAGUCGAUUAACAUUGCUACCACUCCAGCUGAACUUUAUUCGGCAGUAUUGGUGGACACACCCCUAGGUCCCUACUUCAAGAACUGUAUUACUGAGACCGAUCUGAAUGAGCUUAACAUUGAAAUUAUUCGUAAUGCCCUCUACAAGGCUUAUCUUGAAGACUUUUACAAGUUCUGUCAGUCGCUUGGUGGAGACACAGCUGAAGUGAUGCAAACAUUAUUAGCUUUUGAGGCUGACAGGAGAGCCUUCAUCAUCACCAUAAACUCAUUUGGUACCGAGCUAACUCAAGAUGACAGGGAGAAGCUCUACCCGACCUGCGGUAAGCUCUAUCCAGAUGGAUUGACUAGACUGGCCAGAUGUGAGGACUAUGAAGGAGUGAAAGGAGUUGCUGAUAGCUAUCCGGAAUAUGCCAAUAUAUUCAAUGGUGCAGGCACCAAUCCUGGCGAGAAAUCCCUUGAAGACAAGUUUUUUGAGAGAGAAGUCCAUCUUAACAUCCAGUCCUUCAUGUAUCAGUUUCACUUUGGUAUAUUCUAUUCUUACAUGAAGCUUAUGGAGCAAGAGUCCCGCAACAUUGUCUGGAUUGCUGAGUGUAUCUCGCAGAGGCAGCGAUCAAAAAUAGACAACUACAUACCAAUAUUCUAACGUAAUAAUAAUAAUAUCAUUAUUGUUUUCAAAAACAUUGUAGUAAUAUUGAUAGCUAACGGAAUAGCAUCAAACUAAAUUAUUAUUUCUGUUUUGUGUAUGUGUGUGCAAGCAUGUUCAAAAUAGUUUUGCCGCCUAUUAUUAUGUUAUAUUAUUGUUUGUUUUUGCUGUUAUUAUUAAAGUAUUAAAUUUUGUUAUUAUAAUUAAUUAUUAGUCAGAGUAAUUAUAUUGAUGCUGGUAUUGUUUUAUUUUGUUGAUGUUAACUUUACUAUUAUUGUCAUGAAAAGG